This is a messenger RNA of Histoplasma mississippiense, 2292 nucleotides long. RefSeq names its product 5-methyltetrahydropteroyltriglutamate--homocysteine methyltransferase. Bases 1 to 2292 code for a protein of 763 amino acids. Gene Ontology annotation, molecular function: zinc ion binding; 5-methyltetrahydropteroyltriglutamate-homocysteine S-methyltransferase activity. The record is from RefSeq and is a predicted model, not a curated record. Lineage: Eukaryota; Fungi; Ascomycota; Eurotiomycetes; Onygenales; Ajellomycetaceae. The transcript is spliced from 3 exons.
AUGGGACGUCUCCGAGACCUAAAAAAGGCCACCGAAGCAUACUGGGGAGGCAAACUCUCUCGCAACGAGCUGCUCGACGAGGGCAAGAGACUCCGUCUCGAGCACUGGCAAAUCCAGAAGAAGGCCGGUGUUGAUCUUAUUCCCAGCAAUGACUUUGCUCUCUACGACCAAGUCCUUGAUCAUAUCCAACUUUUUGGUGUAAUUCCUGAGAGAUAUUCCAAGUAUGGCCUCCAUCCCGUUGACGAAUACUUUGCCAUGGGUCGAGGCUUGCAAAGGCCUGCCAAGGAUGGCGAACCUGCUGUCGACGUCCCCAGCUUGGAAAUGGUAAAAUGGUUCGACUCAAACUACCAUUAUGUUAAGCCUACCCUCCAGGACUCUCAAACCUUCACGUUGUCAAGCAACCCUAAGCCGGUUAUUGAAUUCAAGGAAGCUAAGGAUGCUGGUAUUACCACUCGCCCAGUCCUUCUGGGUCCCGUUUCCUUCCUUGCUCUCGCCAAGGCCGAUCGUGACCAGACCAUCGACCCCAUCUCCGUUGUCGAUAAGCUCGUCCCUCUCUACAUUGACCUUUUGGCCCAGCUUAAGGCUGCUGGAGCCGAGGAUGUUCAGAUCGAUGAACCUGUCUUGGUGUUUGAUUUGCCAGAGAAAACUAAGGCUGCUUUCAAACCAACCUACGAGAAGCUAGGCUCGCUUGGUGACAAGGCACCUCGGUUGGUUCUUGCAACCUAUUUUGGUGACAUUGUCCACAACAUUGACGUCCUCCCAUCCCUCCAAAGCCUCCAUGGUAUCCAUGUCGACUUAGUCCGCAACCCAGAGCAACUCGACACCGUUAUCAAUGCCCUUGGACCCAAGCAAACUCUAUCUGCUGGUGUUGUUGAUGGACGUAACAUUUGGAAGACCAACUUCAAGCGAGCAAUUGAGAUCGUUGAGACUGCAAUCCAAAAGCUUGGCAAGGACAGAGUUGUUGUUGCCACUUCGAGUUCUCUUCUACACACCCCUCACACCCUCGAAAGUGAAAAGAACCUUGACCCAGAGGUUCGGGAUUGGUUCAGCUUCGCUGUUGAGAAAGCCACUGAGGUUGUUAUAAUUGCCAGGGCUGUCACUGAAGGCCCUGCUGCUGUGCGGGAGGAGCUUGAGGCUAAUGCCAAAUCCGUCCAAGCACGUGCUUCAUCCAAGCGGACUAAUGAUCCCAAAGUCAAGGAGAGACAAGCUGCUGUCACUCCUGAAAUGCACAACCGCAAGUCCCCGUUCCCAACCAGAAUUAGCCAACAACAAACAAAGCUUAAUUUGCCAAUGUUCCCAACUACGACUAUCGGAUCUUUCCCUCAGACGAAAGAUAUUCGGAUCCAGCGGAACAAGUUCACCAAGGGUGAAAUUACGGCUGCGGAUUACGAGAAGUUUAUUGAACAAGAAAUCCAGGACGUUGUUAAGAUUCAGGAGGAACUUGAUCUGGAUGUCUUUGUCCACGGAGAGCCAGAACGUAAUGAUAUGGUCCAAUACUUCGGUGAGAGGUUGACUGGAUAUGUAUUUACCACCCAUGCUUGGGUCCAGAGCUACGGUUCUCGUUGCGUCCGCCCUCCUAUCAUUGUUGGGGAUAUCUCGCGUCCUGCGCCAAUGACAGUCAAGGAGUCCAAAUAUGCUGCUUCCAUCUCCAAGAAGCCCAUGAAGGGAAUGCUCACUGGUCCGAUCACUUGUCUGCGGUGGUCUUUCCCUCGUGAUGACGUUCAUCAGUCUGUGCAAGCUCAGCAGCUCGCCCUUGCUCUCCGUGAUGAGGUCGUUGACUUGGAAGCUGCUGGCAUCUUUGUUAUCCAGGUUGAUGAACCAGCUCUUCGUGAAGGCCUUCCACUCCGAUCCGGAAAGGAGCGUGAAGCUUACCUCGACUGGGCUGUCAAGGCUUUCCGCCUUGCCACAUCCGGAGUAGAAGACAGCACUCAGAUUCACUCCCACUUCUGCUAUUCCGAGUUCCAAGACUUUUUCCAUGCCAUUGCAGCCCUUGAUGCAGAUGUUCUCAGUAUCGAGAAUAGCAAGAGUGAUGCCAAGCUUCUCAAAGUCUUCGUCGACGAGGCUUACCCACGGCAUAUUGGCCCUGGUGUAUAUGAUAUCCACUCCCCUCGUGUCCCAAGCGAGCAGGAAAUCAAGUCUCGCAUUGAGGAGAUGCUUCACUAUCUUCGACCAGAUCAACUCUGGAUCGACCCUGAUUGUGGUUUGAAGACAAGACAGUGGACUGAGACCAAGGCAGCUCUCACCAACAUGGUGAAUGCCGCCAAGUUUUUCCGCCAAAAGUAUGCUAAAUAA